AUGUCAUUUGCUCAUCUCACUCACUCGCGUCCUGGAGCACAAUUACGAAUUCCAUCGACGAGAAUUGGAAUGCGUCACAGAGCUCAAAAUUACGCUAUUGGUGAAGACGCUGAAGCAGCUCAGCGCAGAAGCAGUUUACGGGUAAAGUUCCCGUUGUUGUUUACUGUUUGUUGGCCGAUUCACUUCGUGGUCGAGAGGACGCCAGCAAUUGAGGCAGUAUAUGAGAAUACAACAAGUGGAAGAGACCCAAGACACGUGAUUGAGGACGUCGUUGAAGAAAACGCCGACGAAUUUGACCCGCACGCUUCAUUUUACGGCGCUUCUGAAAAUUAUCCCUUAAAAACGGACGCCAAUUGUGCUGAUCUAACGGCUCUCGUGCUUGCACCGCCGACCAAGUACCAUACGAUGGCUGUAGUCCCAGGACGAUGCAUCAGGGGAUUCUUAGACGUUUCGUCCUUUAUAAUCUGCCUAUUUCUUGUGAUUAUUCAACUAGGAUUAAUAGACUACUACUACCUCACAGUAUUGUCCGAUAAAGUUUGGUACUCUUGGAUAGGAGCCGAUGCACUUGUCAUAGUAGUGUUAUUAUGGCUGCUCGUGCUCGCAAUUAAGUACAAUCAGACACAAAUGGAAGAGGUCUGUUCAGUCGAUGGAAAAGUGAAAUUCGCUUGGAUUGGAUGGCUGGUGUAUUCUCUAGUGCUGGUCGGAAAAAUUGCAACGUGUUUCCGUCUCUUCUACAAUGAGCUACCACCUGGACCGCUGGAUAACAAUGACAAGUUGUUCGACGACCACAUGUUCAAAUUGGGACUAUCACUCUCGGUCUUGAUCUUCCUGUUCAUGUUGGAAGCGCAUCACUACACUCCUCUAAUGAGUGCUCGUCAGCUUUACAUUACUUAUCUCUCAACUGCCAUUUGUCUUGAUCUCGUUGAUAAUAUCUACUUCCUCGACCUCCUCUGGCAGUCCUUCAGGGACAGCUGGAAUCUGCCUCUUUGGCUUGACAUCACCAUAUUGGCGGUGGCCUGCGUGAAUUUUGUGAUGCCAACUUUUGCACUUAUGAAACUUCGUUUUGGAAGAUAUCCACGCUUCCUGUACAUCAGCGACAAAAUUUGGAGCUUACUCUACGUACUCAUUGUGAACGGUCCCUUCCUUGGCCUUCGGAUCUAUCUCUACGUCUUACUCGAAGUGGAACAAAAAGGAAGACAUUACGACUUCAGUCUCUUCGCAGUAAAAAACGUAGCAGUGAUUUAUCUAGCGCUACGGGAACUUUGGACUCGGCUACAAUACUGGCGAAUGAAACGAAGAGCAACCGGAUCACGUGGUGAACUCACUGCACAACAUAAUGUCGAUGAAGAUCAUUAG
Messenger RNA from Necator americanus (New World hookworm), 1356 nucleotides. RefSeq lists its product as uncharacterized. The transcript is spliced from 7 exons. The record is from RefSeq and is a predicted model, not a curated record. Lineage: Eukaryota; Metazoa; Nematoda; Chromadorea; Rhabditida; Ancylostomatidae. Bases 1 to 1356 code for a protein of 451 amino acids.